This is a messenger RNA of Staurois parvus, 313 nucleotides long. NCBI's taxonomy places the organism in Eukaryota, Metazoa, Chordata, Amphibia, Anura, Ranidae. The record is from the annotation of a GenBank genome assembly.
UUUGAUCUUACCUGUUCCUCUAUCCAGCGGCACGCUGGCUACCCGGCUUCUGUAGUGUCGGCGCUCGGCGUGACAGCCGGGUGCCCAGUGCGCAUGAGCGAGAAGCACUUGCGCUUUGUGAUUGGUCCGGCGGCUUCUGGGAUCUGUCAUGUGUCCCAGGUACCGCCUUACCAUUCACAAAAAGCACCGCUUCUCGCUUUUUGCGCAUGCGCACUUGGCACCCAGCUGUCAAGCCGAGCGCCCGCACUACAGAAGCUGGGAAGACAGCGCGCCGCUGGAUAGAGGAACAGGUAAGGUCCCGCUGCAGAGCUGA